AUGGAUCAGAAUGCUGGCAACUGGCAAGAAAAAAGUACGGAACGAGGACAUAAGGAAAAGGACUCCUUGCAAAAGGAUAUAAACGUUUCUCAAAGCCCGGCGUACAAGAGGGGAGCUCUUCUUCUGACCAGCUCAAACUACCCGACAACAUCCAAAACAGGACCCGGUGAAAACGAAAGCUCGGAUAGCGGUCUGCCUUUCUUCUCCGACGGAGACUUCAAGACGGAAGGGCCCGUUUAUGAGGCUUACGCUCAGGUGUUUGAAGAUAAAAGAUACAAUGGCACGAGUUCGACAUUUAGACGGACCGAAGGUGUUCUCUGUGUCAGCGAAAACGACGCGAUUAACGAAGAACUCGCCGCAAUAGCCACCCUAAAACUGACAACUGAUCAAUGCGUGGGCAUGCGUGAAACAAAAAGUAACCCCAUAAGCAAAAUACUAUUUUGGGACGAUUGCGACGAAAGUGAAAACGCGUGCAAGGUUGGAAACAAUUCGAAACCCAGGCCAUUUAAAAGUGAUACCGAUUACUAUAAUAAACACAUUAAAGAUACUACUUUUGUUUAA
Molecule: messenger RNA, 561 nt
Organism: Cylas formicarius (sweet potato weevil)
Lineage: Eukaryota; Metazoa; Arthropoda; Insecta; Coleoptera; Brentidae
Exons: 4
Coding region: 1-561 (186 amino acids)
Source: RefSeq, a predicted model, not a curated record